Messenger RNA from Ixodes scapularis (black-legged tick), 1680 nucleotides. RefSeq names its product zinc finger MYM-type protein 1-like. Bases 1 to 1680 code for a protein of 559 amino acids. Lineage: Eukaryota; Metazoa; Arthropoda; Arachnida; Ixodida; Ixodidae. The transcript has a single exon. The record is from RefSeq and is a predicted model, not a curated record.
AUGGACAUUCGACACUUCUUCAAGCGUCAGCGGAUGUGUGACGAAGUGUUAUCAAGUUGUCCUGCUGAAGAUCCUGGUGUGACAUGUUUCAACGUUGCCACAUCUGACCAAAGUGAAGCAAGCUUUCAUCAGCAGACAGCAGCUGACAUCGUCGAGUCUACGAGAGGGACUGCACCAACGGUGAGCUCCCACGACGUAGUAAACUACGAUGAUUUCCCUUCCCCUUGUUUGGGUUUAAACCAAAGUGACACCAGCAAGGAAGCAACUCGGGUCUUUAAUAAUUACGACUUGGGAGAGUUUCUAGACAAAGCUAAACACCCGAGCAUCCCGGACUCUUUGAAGUUACGCCUUCUUAAAGACGCAUGGACGCCAGAUGUAAAGUACGACUUUAAGAAAGAUGUAACGUCUGUCAAAAGGAGUUUCCGCUACCAAUGGCUGGCAGAUUACUCCCCUUGGCUUGCGUACUCAGCGACAGCGAAAGGCGCCCUUUGCCGUUACUGCGUCACUUUUCCCCCGAAUGUUCACCGCGGCACUCAAGGUAGCUUUAUCGUGCGUGCUUUCAUGAACUACAAAAAGAUGCAUGAGGCGUGCAGGGAUCACGUAAAGUCCCAAUGGCACCAGGAAGCAAUGGCAGCCUCACAAGACUUUAUGAAUGUAAUGAUGAGCAAGCAGCUACCCGUUGCACAGCAGCUGAACAGAGCACUGCAUCACCAAGUUGAAAAGAACCGCGAGAAACCAUUUCCUAUAGUUUCCACCAUCAUCUUUUGCGCAACGCAUGACUUGCCUAUUCGCGGGAAGCAGUCUGACAGUGGAGUCUUCAACGAUCUCCUUGAUUUUCGGGUGGAAGCUGGAGAUGCUCGACUUCAGGAACACUUCGCUUCUUGUGCUGGCAACGCAAAGUACACUUCUGUCCGGAUCCAGAACGAGAUCAUCACAAUCUGUGGCGACAUCCUGAGGGAGCAAAUUGUGUCCGAAGCUAACACAGCGUUGGCUUUCUCCGUCCUUGCGGACGAAACGGCGGACAUUGGAGAAACAGAACAGCUGUCUAUAGGGAUUCGCUUUAUUGACAAGGCGGGAACCGAGGCAUUCGUUCGGGAGCAGUUUAUGGGAUUUUUAGAGCUGGAACAACUGAACUCCGCUUGCAUCGCCGCUACAAUCUUGAAGUUUUUGAAGGAUGCCGGGCUGAUUGUGUCGAACCUCGUUGGACAGGGAUACGAUGGAUGCUCUACAAUGGCUGGAAAAGAAGCUGGAGUAAACAGAAUAAUACAGAAAGAGCUUCCUAAGGCACUAUUCUUCCACUGCGCAAGUCACAAACUCAAUCUCGUGAUCAACGAUCUGAACGAGGUCUCUGAAAUUCGAAACACGAUAGGGGUCAUCAAACAAAACAUAAACUUCUUCCGUGAAAGCGUGCUCCGAAGGAAAUUGGUGCCCAACAUUCCGAUGCUGUGUGAAACAAGGUGGUCUGCAAAAUACAAGUCAAUUCGGAUCUUCUCUGACCAUUACGUGGCCAUAGUCGAAGCGCUCGAGGACCUGGCAUCAAUGGAAUCAAGCUCGAAUGCUGCAACGAGGGACCGCGCUCAUAUCCUCCACUGCGCAACAACGAGCUCAUCUUUCAUCGUCUGUUUGCACAUUGUCGCGAAGUACAGCGCACGGCUGGAACCCGUUACGAACAUUUUGUAG